AUGGACAACAGCUCCUACUGCAGCAGGGAGCACAGGGAGAUGCUGCUGCUGCAGCUGCCCACAGAUGUGAAGGGUGACUCCUCUCUACCUGCUCAGGAUAGCGUGUCGUGUGGCCGCAGUAGUGGUGGCUCUACCUCUUCUCUCUCCACCCCCCCUUCCAUCUCCCACAGCCCCCCCCAGCCGCCUCAGCUCAACGGGGUUGCCAUGGGAACAAUGCUGCUGGGAGGGGGAGCUGGGCUAGGGAUGGGGGGGAUAGUGGGGGUUCUGAACAGAGUCAUACAGACCACUUCCAGCCCUCACACAUACAGCUACACACAUACCUCCUCACCGGGCCCCAGCACCGCUCUGCCCAUCUCCAGCUCCAUCAACACCAGGUUGGGUGCCUUGUCUGAGCAGCAGAGGCUCUUACUGCACCAGAACCAACUACAACAGCUACUGUCUUCACAGCCCUCUGCGGAACAGCAGCAGGUGUUAUUUUACCAGUUGAUGCAGCAACAACAAGACCUCCACCAACUCCAGUCUUCCUCCUCCCAGCUUCCCUCCAUCCCUCUCUCCUCUGCUCAGCUGCCCAUCACCUCCCUUCUUUCCUCCUCCAACGCCCACGGCACCAUCACCGCCAACCCCUUCCUGGCUCGGCACACACACCCCGACACACACACACACCCCGACACACACACACACGCCGCUGCACAGAAGCCCCGGCUGGCUGAGAAAGCUGUUGGAGUCACUGGACAGGAGAAGACCUGACCCACAAAACAUAUCUCUCUCUUUUCUCUAUCCAUCUCUCUCUCUCUCUUUCUGUUGGUGAUUCUGUCUACUCUCUAUCCAUCUCUCUAUUCAUCCAUCUCUCUCGCUCUCUCUCUCUCUCUCUCUCUCUCUCUCUCAGGGGUCUCCACCAUCAUGUGAUCAGUGCUGUGUGUUUAACCACACAAGCUCACCCACAUAGAACUACAAACUCCAAAAAACGAUCAGGACACUAACAUAGCUGACUGACUCACAGCUCAGCUGGAGAGAUGCGGUCUGGGAAGUAUGACUCUCAUUGGACAGUUUUAAGAGAGGGAGGAGUUUGUAACUGCUUUUACCUCUCUAUAUCUGUGUGUAUGGACCAGCAUAAGACCUGACCAGAGACCACUCUAAUGUAAGACUGACUGACUGCUCAGCCAUGGAAGCCUUGCUAUGACUGUCUUUCUGCUGUACCUACCUCACACACACAAACCAGCCGAUUAGUGCCCACAACUCUCAGCAUCGGCCAAUAGGAAUCCACAACAUUCAUGACUGGCCAGUCAGGGUCCAAUCCCCAAGUGCCUAAAGCCGAGGGGGCGGGGUUACUCAUACUCCUCUUCCUGUCUCUCCUGUCAGACAUCCAUUCUCACCAUAUUACUGGCUGUCAAGCUGCGUUGCCCAGGCAACAGGUCACACAACACAUUCUGAGAAGCUGGAAGCUGUAUUGUGCUGCUUUCACAAACUACAGAAACAAACUUUAUAAAUGGUCUCUUUUUAUUUAUUUAGAAGUGCCCGCUGUUCUUACAAGCGUUUGUUUUAUACUAAUGUUUGAAGUUUUUCUCACUCUUGCUGUAAACAUUUUUGAUGGAAACAGAUACUUGUUGUGUACUCAGAAAGAUUGAAGUAGUGGUGGUGGUGUAUAUAGCUGCUAUUGUGGGGAGGGGUGUGGAUUCAAUAACACAGUUUUUACCUCGUUUGUGUAAAUAAAUAUAUAUUUUUCAUUGGCUGUGGGGUGUAAAUAAGUGAUUGUGAUUGGCCCUGCUGGUGUGAAGGAUAGCCAAUAAACCUCAUUUUGUGUGACUCUUAUGAGCAGACAACAGGAGACGGUGACUGAACACAAAGUGUUAAUUUAUUUUUAUAUGUGCAGCGACAUUGUUUCGUUGUUUUUCUAAGUUUCACAACGGUUAUUUUAUACUCGGCACCAUGUUUCCGUCUGUGUUCACUUUUGUUUGGAUCAGUUUUGUACAACUGAAAAAUCAUAAAACAUCCUCAAAUGUUUCUAUUUCAAGUCACUGAAAUAAAGAAGCGUUCCGGAUAAAGAAAGAGACGGACUGUUGGUGAAAAGACGAGGAGGAGGACUUACAGGAAGCCUGUGUCGGGAUGUCGUCAUGGUUUGGUUUGUGAGAACAUCGGUAAAGCUUGAUUUAACAGCUCUGUUCAAGUGCUUUUUGUAAAAUGCAUUUUAAUGCUUUGGUUGAAUAAAGAACAGAUCUACCUCCCUAAA
Molecule: messenger RNA, 2227 nt
Organism: Oncorhynchus tshawytscha (Chinook salmon)
Lineage: Eukaryota; Metazoa; Chordata; Actinopteri; Salmoniformes; Salmonidae
Product: protein AF-17-like
Exons: 6
Coding region: 1-747 (248 amino acids)
Source: RefSeq, a predicted model, not a curated record